GGAUAACAUUUGUUCAAAACAAAAGCGAAGUUAAUUCUAAAUUACAAAUAAAAAUUCUUAAACAAUGUCUCACAAUCAUUCUUAUGGGAAGCCAAUAACUGUCAUGAAGUUUUCUGACACUGGCGAAGUUAUUGUUGAUAAUGAAGAACUUGGAAAAAUCUUCAGUCACCCAAAAAUUCAAGACCGUAAAAUUGUGAUUCUUUCAAUAGUUGGAGCUUCAAGAGGAGGCAAAAGUUAUUUUCUGGACUAUUCUUUGAGGUUCUUAUAUGCUCAUUAUCCAUCAAUAAAUGAUCCGAAAAUAAUUGACGGCGAAUUUUUGUUCAUAAAAGAUAACAAGUGGAUGGGAAGUAGCAAUGAACCACUGAAAGGAUUCUCAUGGCGUCCAGGAACAAAACGAGACACAUCUGGGAUAUUAUUCUGGAGUGAUGUCUUCCUACACACAAUUGAGGAAACGGAAGAAGAGAUUGCAAUUUUUGUUAUGGACACUCAAGGUCUUUUUGACAAACAAUCAUCGCCAACUGAUAAUUCAAGAAUCUUUGUGCUCAGCAAUUUAAUAUCAUCAAUCCAGGUUUUAAACCUUGCCCACAAAAUCCAAGAAGAUCAUCUACAGUAUUUGCAAUUUGCUACAGAGCUCACUCAAUUUGUUGCUAUGGAUAACAAUGAUGCAAAUGAUAAAACCUUUCAAAACUUGAUGUUUCUCAUCCGCGAUUGGCAUUAUUUCGAUGAUUUUAAGUAUGGAACUGCCGGUGGCGAAGAAUAUCUCAAAAAAGUAAUAAAUUCGAUUUCAACUCAGAAACCUGAAUUGAAAUCAGUUCGUGACUACAUUGCGAGUUCUUUUGAUCAAAUCGAUUGUUGUUUGUUGCCAUUUCCUGGAAAGAUCGUUGCUGGAAGUAAAAGCUAUGACGGUCAAUGGUCAGAGAUGGAUAAUGAGUUCAAGACGGAGCUUCAAAGUGUCAUUGAGUCUCUUUUACUUCCUGAUACUUUAAUAAUCAAGAAAAUGAAUUCAAAUCAGUUAAGUGUUAAGGAAAUGAAGCAAUUCAUCCUUGAUUAUUUGAAACUAUUUCAAACAAAUCAGAUUCCGAGAGCAUCCAGCAUAUAUGAAUUGACAGUUGAGAGUUUCAUGCAUAAUUUGAUUAAUAAAUGUCUUGAUGACUACAAAUUGACAAUUUAUCGUAAUGAAGACAUCAUAACUGAAGAAAGGCUUUCCGUCAUUCAUGAAAAAUGUAAAGAAAGAGCAUUAGCAAUGUACGAUGAUACGAAAAAAAUGGGAAAUUCAGGACAUGCAAAAACAUUCAGAUCAAAAUUGGAAGACGAAAUUGAAAAGUUCUUUGUAACUUUUAAGGAUCAAACGGAAAAGAGCAUCCUAAAAAUUAAAGAAGAACGAAUAAAAUUUGAAAAAUUAUUCACAAUCGAAAGACAACUAAGGGAACAAGCUGAAUAUACAAAAGGACAAAUAGAAAGGCAACUGAUUGAAUUGGAAAACGCAAGACAGGAAAACCUAAUUGAAUUGAAUGACUACAAAAGUCAAAAAGCUCUUUUGGAAACUCGUUUAAACAGAAAAUGUCGAAAAUUACAGGAAUUUAAAGAAAAGGUUCAAAGGGAAGAGAAAUUCAGAUGGAUAAUGCUUGGAAUUUUAGGAUUGUCUAUCGUUGUUACUGGCGGAGCUGUAGCCUUAGCUUUAGAAUCAGCAGAAUUGGCAGGUGCAGCAAUAACAGUUGGUACUGCAGUCACUGCCAGUUCUGCUGGAUUGGGAUUAACUGGAUCCAACAAUAAAUCUGAAACUACAUUGCCAACUGCGGGAGCUUAUAAUUCUGAAGUUCCUCAAGCCUCUGAAGUUCCUCAAGCAGCUGGUCAAAGAUCUUUUUUUGAAAAAGUUAAUGCUUGUGUUGAAGCGUCAGGUGAUGCUAUGCAGCUAGCGAAGAAUGUCACAAACAUUAUUGAAAUUGUGAGUACGUGUGUGCUGAAUAUCAAGAAGCAACAAUCUGGUGUUAGCCAGUAAGAAAACUUUAUUGAAUAAUUUGAAAAGUUACAAAUUAUUGAAGUUUGAGUCUUCCUGAAUUAAAAUGAAUAUCAAUUUUAUGUACUUAAUAUUAACAAGAACGCACAUAUUUUAUAUGACAAGAAGUUAUACAUUAAUCUGUAUUAAUCCAUUGAAUAAAAGUUAAC
This is a messenger RNA of Chironomus riparius, 2166 nucleotides long. The record is from the annotation of a GenBank genome assembly. Lineage: Eukaryota; Metazoa; Arthropoda; Insecta; Diptera; Chironomidae.